AUGGGCGGCCGGGGGCUGCCGGUGCCGCUGGCUCUGGUGCUGCCGCUGCUGCUGGGGCUACCGGCGGCGGGGCGCGCCGCCUCUAAGGCGCUGGUGUGCCAGGAGAUCACCGUGCCGAUGUGCAAGGGCAUCGGCUACAACCUCACCUACAUGCCCAACCAGUUCAACCACGACACACAGGACGAGGCCGGGCUGGAGGUGCACCAGUUUUGGCCGCUGGUGGAGAUUCAGUGCUCCCCGGACCUGCGCUUCUUCCUCUGCAGCAUGUACACCCCCAUCUGCCUGCCCGACUACACCAAGCCGCUGCCCCCGUGCCGCUCCGUCUGUGAGCGGGCCAAGGCCGGCUGCUCGCCCAUCAUGCAGCAGUACGGCUUCGCCUGGCCCGAGAGGAUGAGCUGCGACAGGCUGCCGGUGCUGGGGGACACCGAGGUGCUCUGCAUGGGAUACAACCGCACGGAAGUCACCACCUUGCCGCCUUUCUUUGGGAAGCCCACACGCCCGGCCAAGGACGCAGCCAAAAACCUGACGCCACUCGAUGGGCAGCACCCCUCAGGGCUGGACUGUGGCCGGACUUGCAAGUGCAAAGCGCCCCUGAUCCCCAUCUCCAAGGAGUCCCAUCCGCUGUACAACCGCAUCAGGACUGGGCAGGUACCCAAUUGUGCCAUCCCCUGCUACCAGCCUUACUUUACUCAAGAUGAGAAGACUUUUGCUACCUUCUGGAUUGGCCUCUGGUCUAUCCUCUGCUUCCUCUCCACCUCAACCACUGUGGCCACCUUCCUCAUCGACAUGGAGCGCUUCAAGUAUCCUGAGCGCCCCAUCAUCUUUCUCUCUGCUUGCUACCUGUUUGUCUCCGUGGGCUACAUCGUGCGGUUGGUGGCAGGGCAUGCCAAUGUGGCUUGCAACUCAGAACACCACCACAUCCACUAUGAGACCACAGGCCCUGCCCUCUGCACCAUAGUUUUCCUUCUCCUCUACUUCUUUGGCAUGGCCAGCUCCAUCUGGUGGGUCAUCUUGUCCCUCACCUGGUUUCUGGCUGCUGGAAUGAAGUGGGGCAACGAGGCCAUUGCUAGCUACGCUCAGUACUUUCACCUGGCUGCCUGGCUCAUCCCCAGUGCCAAAUCCAUCGCCGUACUGGCACUCAGCUCUGUGGAUGGUGACCCAGUGGCUGGGGUUUGCUAUGUGGGCAACCAGAGCCUGGAGAACCUGAGGGGCUUUGUGCUGGCACCGCUUGUGGUUUAUCUCUUCACUGGCAGCCUCUUCCUGCUGGCUGGCUUCAUCUCACUCUUUCGCAUCCGCAGUGUGAUCAAGCAGGGCGGCACCAAGACUGACAAGCUGGAGAAGCUCAUGAUCCGCAUCGGCAUCUUCACUGUGCUCUACACUGUGCCUGCCACCAUCGUUAUCGCCUGCUACAUCUAUGAGCAGCACAACCGGGAGGCAUGGGAGCAGGCACAGAACUGUUCCUGCCCAGGGGACCCCCACCGCCCCAAGCCCGACUAUGCUGUCUUCAUGCUCAAGUACUUCAUGUGCCUUGUGGUGGGCAUCACUUCUGGCGUCUGGAUCUGGUCUGGCAAGACACUUGAGUCCUGGAGGCGCUUCACAGCCCACUGCUGCCGGGCCAGGAAACCCCCAGGUGCCUCUAUGUAUGGUGAGGCCAGCCCAGCACUGGCAGGCAGGAUGGUGCUGCCCAGCAUGGCCUCCUACCACAAGCAGGUCCCACUGUCCCAUGUGUGA
This is a messenger RNA of Indicator indicator, 1731 nucleotides long. It is a transcript of the gene FZD5, whose product is annotated as frizzled class receptor 5. Bases 1 to 1731 code for a protein of 576 amino acids. Lineage: Eukaryota; Metazoa; Chordata; Aves; Piciformes; Indicatoridae. Gene Ontology annotation, molecular function: Wnt receptor activity; Wnt-protein binding. Gene Ontology annotation, biological process: canonical Wnt signaling pathway; non-canonical Wnt signaling pathway. Gene Ontology annotation, cellular component: plasma membrane. The transcript has a single exon. The record is from RefSeq and is a predicted model, not a curated record.